Molecule: messenger RNA, 1750 nt
Organism: Phalaenopsis equestris
Lineage: Eukaryota; Viridiplantae; Streptophyta; Magnoliopsida; Asparagales; Orchidaceae
Product: pre-mRNA-splicing factor CWC25 homolog
Exons: 5
Coding region: 259-1551 (430 amino acids)
Biological process (GO): mRNA splicing, via spliceosome
Cellular component (GO): U2-type spliceosomal complex
Source: RefSeq, a predicted model, not a curated record
AAAUCACAAAUCAAGCAAGUCCUCGCCUUCGCGACCGCGAUAAGAUCAAGCCGGCAAGGCAACGACUGGAUCGCGGCGUACGAAGAUCUCUGAAACUCCCAUCUUGCUCCUCCUUCGGCUCCGCUCCUACCCGAAACCAGUGAGGAAGGAUUCAGGUUAAACCCUGCUACCGAGCAGACCCGAAAAGCUCAGAGGGAAGGAACAAGAGCGAUUUAGGGGAACCAGAAAGAAAAAGGGAGGAAAAGUGGUUUUCAGGCGAUGGCUUUGAAGUUUCUGAACAAGAAAGGAUGGCAUACCGGGAGCCUUCGGAAUAUCGAGAACGUGUGGAAGGCGGAGCAGAAGCACGACGCCGAGCAGAAGAAACUCGAGGAGCUCCGCAAGCAGAUCCACGAGGAGCGCGAACGAUCCGAGUUCAAGCAGCUUCAAGAGGCUGCUGGCCUUGUCCCGCGGCAGGAGCGGUUGGAUUUUCUGUACGAGUCGGGGUUGGCGGUGGGGAAAGGGAGCUCCGAAGGAUUCAAGGCGCUCCAACCCCAGUCUUCAGGUGGCCCGUCAUCCAUUGCAGCGGAGUCUAGCUCCUCUAAGGCUGCUGUUCCUGGAGCUUUAUUUGAGGACAAACCUCAGUCUUCAAAUGAUGCAUGGAGGAAGCUGCAUUCUGACCCAUUGCUUCUCAUUCGACAAAGGGAGCAGGAGGCACUUGCUCGGAUAAAGAAUAACCCUAUCCGGAUGGCUAUGAUUAAGAAGUCUAUUGAUUCUGAGAAAAAGCAGCUGCAGGUAAAGAAGGAACACAAAAAGAAAAAGAAUAAACACAAGCAUGAUCAUAAUACCAAGUCAAAGGACAAAGCUUCAUCUAAAUCUCAAUCAGAUUCUGAAUAUUCCACCGAGCAUGAAGCUCAUCGGCAAAGACGACCACGAGAUUUGUUAUCCGAGUGGCAGCCGAACAGUGAUGCUAAGGAUAAAGAAGAUCGGAGAAAUGAAAAACAGGAUGAUAAUGAAAAACACGACAAACAUUCAUCCACAAUUCGUAGCCAUUCUAAGCAUUCUAACAAUGAUUCCAAUUCUGAUCGACAUAAACGCUCCGACCAUCGCCAUCACUGUUCCAGAGACCAUUCCGGUGACAAAUAUGCAGUUCAAAGCGAGCGAAAAGGGAGGAGGAAUGUUGACAGGGCAACAUCUGAUAAUUAUGAUUUGAGAAGAUCAAAUGAAGAGAUCCAUUCCCAAAGGCCAAACCAGAAUGGUGGAUAUAAUAAUCGGCGACGAACAGUUCCAAAGAUGACGGAGGAGGAGAGGGAAGCACGGCUAAGAGAGAUGCAAAUGAAUGCUGAGGUCCAUGAGGACCAGAGGUGGAAGAGGUUGAAGAAGGCAGCCGAGGCCGAUGUGUUGGAGGCAAAGCAGGCAACUUUUUCCGGAGGGAAAAGUUUCUUGGAUGCAACACAGAAGAGUGUUUAUGGAAUGGAGGAGGGAGGGUGCGCUACAAUCGAGGAGAGCGUGCGGCGUCGAACUUAUUAUUCUCAGGCUAACUCUGCGCAUGAAAGUAAUGCUUUCAGGAGAUGAACAUAUUCAUGUUUUGUAGCUAUCUCAUGGAUUCUCCACAAAGAUGAGCACUUUCAUAUGGAGUGCACGAGUGAUUUCAUGAUAAGUACCAGAACGGAAUCAAUUGUUCUGAAUUAGCAUGUUAUCAAAAUAAUCUUGUGAAGGGCAAAGUAUUCUAAAAUGUUUUCAUUUUUCUUAAGAGUUUGGUCGUUAAUAUUUA